AUGGUGGACUCAAAAGAGAAUCCUCCUACAGAAACUCCACCGGCUCCUGAAGAUAGUGGCUCAGCUGAUUCACCGAGUGAGCAAUCGAAGGAGCAGACGGGUGAAGCCGAUAGGAGCGAGUCAACGACAGAAAAGCCCGAGGAUGCAGAUCUCAAGAUCCUCAACAAAGAAGAGCACGAAGAAGAGUUUGCGGAAAUUGAUCUUACAAAGUACGCUAGUGCAAAAGAGUUGGAAGCAUUAGGCUUGCAGCAUCUCAAACAUGCUCUCAAAAAUAUGGUUACGGUCAAGAGGUUGAGCAAAAAGAGGAAACUAUCAAACAAAAAGUUUCCUGAUCGUGAGGAUACUGAGAAGGCUCUAAUUUUACAAAAUAGUCUGCGGUACUUAGAACGUAUAAAUUUUGCGGUAAUCCAUCGAGAUCGGGAUUUCGACACAAACGGAGGAUGCUCAUUUGCCAACAAGUCCUUUAUAGUUUCGAAAAUUUCUACUAUCACUACAAAUCCAGCAAGUAGCACUAAAAAUGAAGACAGCGACGACAAGAAAGUGAAAGGCGAAGCUUCGGCCAGCGUGCUAAUCGAGGAUGCUGCGAAGAAGAUACAGGAAAUGAAAGAUCAGGGUCGUGUUGCCCUCACUGCACUGAAAAAACACCUCGCUAACCAUAGCGGGAAGUCCUUAUUUCCGGAUAUCGAUCAUGCUGUUGGAGUCCUAGUGGUGUAUAAGGCUCUUUCUAGUGAGUUAUCUCAUUCUCCUCGUACGACUUCGAACACGUCAGUCUGUUUGAUCAUGCCCGAUUUGGAUCAGUCUGCAACUGCAAGAAAAGAUCCUGAUGUGGAAAAGCAGGCGCGGCAGUGGGCAGAGAAAAUUGAGAAAGAUCACGGGCUAACAAGCCAGCACUACUCCAAG
Cylicostephanus goldi is the source of this 900-nucleotide messenger RNA. The record is from the annotation of a GenBank genome assembly. NCBI's taxonomy places the organism in Eukaryota, Metazoa, Nematoda, Chromadorea, Rhabditida, Strongylidae.